This is a messenger RNA of Amoebophrya sp. A25, 6889 nucleotides long. The record is from the annotation of a GenBank genome assembly. NCBI's taxonomy places the organism in Eukaryota, Dinophyceae, Syndiniales, Amoebophryaceae.
GAAAAGUUGUAGGAAGAUGUAAAGAUAAAACAAGCUAGGACAUAGCAAAAACAAAUAGCGUCUUCGAGUGCUACGGCGGAACAGAAAUGAACUAGAAAGAUUCGAAAAAGGUAGAUACUGAGGAUUCAACCGCAAAGAGAAAUAAAAAAAGCGAGAAGGUGUUAUCAGUUACAGACCACUUAGUGAAUCAUGUGAAAGUCUGGCGUACACCCAUGAUCGAUCAUAAUAUCGUGAAAGCAGUAGUUCUUGAAGAUGAAAGUGUAACUUUUGGAACGUUGAAUGAUGUGAGAGUAAGCCGGAGUACAAUUUCAUCAAUCUUUUGAAUCGAAUAGCGGAGAAAAAAAUGGCCGAAGCAGUGGAGCAUCGCUUCGGGAGCAGUACAGAAGCUGAUAUAGUUUGCAAAAGAUUUUACCAAGAGCGAUAGAAGUAGAAUCAAAGAUACUUAAACUCACAAUUGCAUGACGUUGAAAUGUUUUUUCCCACAACCACCACCACCACCACCACCACCAGGUUCCCUGACUCUUUACCAAUUGACCACAACCAGGUUCCCUGACCCUUUACCCGCCGUCAGGGUUUCAGCCGGUCUCCUAUGAGCCAGUCGGAUGUCCGAAAUUACAACGUGUUAGCACUUUCCGCCCAAGCCCAACAGCUUGCGCAGUUGCAGGUCCCAACGAAAUCGCUUUUACUACAGGAAAUGUGGUCGUAAUCCAGAACUUGGAAACCGAUGUGCAACGGUUUUUCUGUGGUCAAAGCGAGGUUCUUUGCGUAGCGUUUAGCAAUGAAGAAGAGGGAAACUUCGGAUUCCCAGUGCACGGGAAGAGCUAUGAGAAUGUCCAACACUAGAAAUAAUAAUGAAAUAAGCAGAGAAUCUCGUUGUAAGUACUUGUAGCUGCAAGAUGUUAAGGGAAAGAAGUGAGUAGCUGUUCUUUUUGGCGUGCGGAGUUACCAUAUUAUGAUUCUCCUGAGGACCUCUAAUCCCACUCAGCAUCAGCCUUACGUUCACCAGGCAUGGCGCCAGGUUCCAAGGUGUCGAGGCCAUCCUCCUCAAAAUCCUCAAUGGAUGGCGCGUCUGCGAGGAUUGCAGCAUUUGGUGAGAAGGGGGUUGCAACUGCUGCAGCUGCGAAAGGCGGCAUUAAGGCUAGAAUACAACGACAUCAACUCGUCCAGUUACCAGUCGUACUAAUAUUUGCUAGUACAACUUAUCCCUGAGCGCAGUCACUCUCACAUCAACUCCAGUUUGUUACCAGUCGUAUUAAUAUUUGCUAGUACAGCCUAUCUCUGAGUGCAGUCACUCUCACUGUCACUUACUUCUAGUUACCAGUUGCAGUUGUAUCUUCAUUUUAUUUGGUUUUCUCAUGAAAAAUACACCACGAAGACCUCUCCAUCUCCUCUAAUAGAAAACCAUCCACGAUCGGCGACAUCGUUCUGUUCAACGCCUCAGCCGACCAGAAGGUCACUCAACCAAAGCGCCGUCUCCAUUUUCACAAGGGAGACGUGGUGCAACUCAAGUUCUUGUCCAACAGACUUCUCGUUUCCUUCUCCAACGACAAGGGGAUGACAGGAGCCUUAUGGGCUGUAUCGCCGGGAGCACAGACGAGUGCCCCACUGCGGGUUUUCAACGCCAGUCCCAGUGAUCUCUGUCGCGGCAUCGUCUUACUGCCCCCAGCAGCUUCGCAAGACCGAACAUCAUCUGGUAGUGGGAAUGCUGCUAGCAAAAAAGGAGACAAGGGUGUCACAGACGCAUCGUCGAAGAACUCUGCCACGGCGGAUCCGGUACAUCGAUUUUUGUCCUAUGGGACCUCUCACCUAAAAUUUUGGGAAAUCAGCCGAAUCGCGCCACAGGUGGUUCCCAAGUGCAAACGAGCAUCCUUCUUGCAAGGAUAUUCACCUAUUAAGGUCUUCUCAUAAAAUUUACAAAGUAUUAAAAGGGGUCAAGAUGAAGGGGCUAUAAUGAGAUGCAACCUAGAACAAGCAGACUCUAAACCUGAACUCGUUACGUCCUGUAACUGGUUUGGCGACCCAGCGCAUCCUACGGUUGCUGCUGGAACCGAGAAAGGAGAGGUGUUUUUCUUCCACGAUGCAUCUUCGAUGUCUGGAGUACGGGUUGUGCCGGAAACAACAUCGAAAUUCGGAAGGACACAAGUCAACGCACAACAUUACUGCGAGAAUUCGCCGAUUGUCGCGCUGAAGACGCAGCAGACGUCUUCUUCUUCGUUGAAAGAACAAAAACUUCUUGCCUUGUCGGAACACGGAUCCGUCUUAGUUUUCCACGUUCGUGUGGCGAAGCGUGCAUCGGCAAGUGCGGUUUGCAGCAUGGGUGGGGCUUUGGAUUUACGUGGCACAUCAAGUUCACGACCUCCGACAGCGGCAAGCAGCUUCGCUGCGAGAAACAGACCUUUGGCAGCGAAUAAGGUAGUUACGGAAUAAACUUCAUUAGAGUUUCAUGAAUAUCAUCGUCGUUUGAAGAUUCCCUUUUGCUUUGUUCUCACACUCAUCAUGAAAUCAUGUCCGAUUCCGAUACCGCUCUAAAACCCGUCGCCCAUCCACCGGCGUUCCCUCCACCGCUGGCGCCUCGCGUCCUCGUUCAGCCGUAACGAGUAAUGCUGCAGCUGCUCUAUUGCCAGGGCUCUUGUCUCCAGAGGAGCUGGAUCGGGUCUGUUACGUUGGUGGAAACAUUGCUGUCGUGGCCAUGCAAAGCAUCAAUGUUAAGGCUCAGCUUUCAAUGGUCAUUGGGGUUGGUCACUGAGAUCUCUCCUGAGAGAACAGGGGAAAAUGAAGGAAAAGCAAAGGGAGAGGCAUGGGGCCCAUUUCUUUCAGAGUCAGUGACCAUUGAAUGCUGAGCUUUAACAAUGUGUGGACCAAAUCUGGCGGUGGACUACGAUUGGAUCGCGUUGCUCCAGUCUUCCCGAUUCUAGGUGCUGUCCAUCGACAAGACAGCUUGACGCUGUGGACUAAGGCAAGCAUCGUACAGUGCAACGUGGGUAGCAUGGCAGCUACUGGCACUCAGAACGUGCUACGCCUUGACCAGAGCACUGACAACAUGACAGACGGAGGCGGUGGUAGUCCUUAUUCUACGACAACCGCAGGCAAUGAUGCGAGCGCAGUGUCAGUUCUGACGCAAUCACUGGGCACUGGCUACACGUGUGCAGCUAGCUAUGGAGAUUUGCUUUUCCUUGGAUCCUUGGAGAGUGGAGUCUCCGCGUUCCGCAAGGUGGCAGACAAGUUGCUCUUCGAGAUAUCCUUCCUGCCGUAUACGAAGGUACGAGAACAACUGCUUACAACUUGUAGUUAGUACUUGGACUUGGAUCAUUACCAUUAAUACGUUUAAAAUGUCUUUUCUAUCUUCCUCUGGUCGUUCUUUUUUCCGCCACAAUUUAUUUAUGUCAACAAAUUGGACGAAUUUGGGUUUUCGUUUUCUCUGUCCUCACUGUUCGACACCAAAUAGAUCGCAGGUAACCGCCAUCGCCGCUGGUGAAUACGGCCUUGCAGUUGCAGCGGGAGACCGACUUGUCAUCUACAAGGACUACGCCUUCACUGCGCCACCGAUUUUUGAUCGCGUCGUUCUCAAUUCCCACGACGAAGCGCCAGGUGCGAUGAAAAGACAGCAUGCUAUCACUUGCCUUGAUUUUGAUCACUUGGCUGGCGCUGCUUCCUUAGCCUUUGGCACCCAAGAUGGCGCAGUUUAUUUCGUGGACCUACUGCAGAAACCGGUCAGACCUAAAGUUCUUCGCGGCCACGCUAGUGCGGUUGUGUGCGUUGCGUUCGUGCAUCCGGGAAAAUUGCUGUUAACGACGAGUGCAAAGCAAGUCAUUGCUUUCGACGUACUCUUUUUGCAGUUGGGAGUUUUUAUUUCGAACGAUGUAGUUACGUCUUCGACUGUUGAUGAAAUCAAUCUCCAAUAUCCGCAUGAGCAUCAGAAUCUUCAGGAAAAUCCCUCAUCCGCAAACAACCCCAUACAGCCUGCCAUGAUGCGUCGGGUUUCGCCGCAGGAGGUUCGCGAGUGCGUUAUGCCCUCCAAUGUGCCGAACAAGAUGCCCUACAGCUACUUUACUCGUGGUGCCUGGGACCCCAGUAAGCAGUAUUUCGCAAACCGCAAAUUUUUGCAAAAUCGCAAACUCCUGGUCGCUUCAAACGGCAGACGGUUUUCUUUGCACGCUUAUCCGUGUCUAGAAGCAGGUUUGAACGCAGUGAGACCUUCAAUUGUUGCGCAUUCUAACGGCAUAGCGGAUUUGUGUGUCUUCGACGAAGACGGAAGCUUCUUGACGGUCAGUCGGGAGAGUGUGGCGCUGUGGAGUGGUAGAACUUACUAUGUGACUUUAAUCAGUUACAGAUGCAGUGAUAUAUAGGAAAUCGAAGUCCUCAUUUAUAUAUUCAUUUUCAUUUAUUUGUAAAAAUCUCACUCAGCUUCGCAGCCUCAACCGAUCGAGUUCCAAGACCUUUCUCCCGCAGCGGAAGCACAACGACGAGUAUGCCAGGACAAUGCCUUCAUGAAAUAUGGAGGUACUUUCCAUCCAGCACAGGCGUUUGACGAGAUGAACAGGUCGGAUGUACACGACAGUGCCGAGGCUUCACCAGCUGCCUACGGUGGAGGCUACAAUCGAUUUGACGCGCAUAUUAAUCAAGAUGAAUAUGAUGAGGAUAUUCAGAAUUCACAUUCUGAAUUGGAGACACAGAUGGCGCAAUUGAAGAAGCAGAUGGACUCCCUGCAGAAUCCGAGAGUGCAAGGCUCGUCACGAGCCGAUAGUCUGGGGAAGAUCAAGGCACCGGGAGUAGCAGUAGUUGUUCCAGAUGCUGCAGAAGUUGGUGCAGGUGGUAUCAGUUUUCAGCCCGCCUCACGUGGUAGUGGUACAACUACUGUGGAGGUAGAUCCGAACGUUGAGGGGCGACGAGAACGGUUGCGGAAACAAGCAGCGUCGAAGGAGCAACUGUCAAGCAAAAUUGGAGUUGGUACUCUUGUCUUUGCUUUUGCUUAACUCAAUAUUUUGAUACAACUUCUUAACUCAAGAUUUUGACAUCAACAUCACUUCCACAGAUACAUGCACAGCGUGGAGAGUUCAACUGUUUGGGCUAUUUCUUUCUUUUUUUUCUUUUCUAGUUUUUCUAUCUUCUUUUAUGUUUUUCUAUCUGAUACCUAAGUUUUUCUAUCCUCUCCUUAGUUUUUCUAUGCAUCCUAUAGAAAAACUUACUAUUUUUUUACUUGGCGUGACCCAUCUUACCUUUGUCCAUCAACAUCGUGCUCCACUCCACCUGCACUUCCACAGAUACAUGCACAACGUUCACGCCCUUCAUCUCCGACCCUUCGCUAGCUGCUGGUGUAGUCCAGGUUGAUAGAAUCUCUGCAGAUUUCAAGACCAAAACUAAGGCCCUAAGAAGAGGUUACCAGGUUGAAGUUACCUGCCGCCAACCGAUUGUGAAUGUGGAGAAUUUGAACCCGGCAAGAGCUCUUAGGUUUACCGCAGCAAAUACGGGGGAUGUCGCAGUGGUGCCGGUAAUAAAUAGAUUAAGAUUUUUUGCAACAUGAUGAUUAAUCUAUAUCAAAAUCAGCGAAGAUGUUAGGCUGCGACUAAGAAAUAAGAACUCAAAGAACAUUUCUAGCCAUUCGUGCUGCUCAAGAACAAUCUUCAGACUUACUCGUCUACAACUUCUUCAGUUCGUUAUAAUGCUGUUGGAGGUAGUUGUUGAACCUCAAUUAAGUACAACCGACUUUCUUCUCUACCUCUACAAAUACAUCAGGUCCCUGUCGGUUACGACUUUACCUCUACAAAUACAUCAGGUCCCCGUCGGUUAUGACUCUACCUCUACAAAUACAUCAGGUCCCCGUCGGUUACGACUUCUCCAAGAUUUCCAUGCAAAACCAAGACUUGCAUAGUGGAAUUUGCGUUAUUGAGGUCCCGCAAUUGCCGGCUGCGGAUGAGUCGAAGCUUUUCUCAGUCCUGCCGAUUCGUGCGGAUGCGGCGACGGCAGCAGCAUGAUUCGUUGAUGUUUGAAAAUCAAGAUCAUCAUUCUUGUACUUAUAAGAAGUAGACGCCUUUCUCUCUCCUUGCUUGUGGUCCUGUAGCACAACUGCUAGAGCUGCUCUCUCCCCGAGUCGCCAAGACAUCGCCACCACAACUAAGAUGGUUCUUGUACUUAAGUAGACACCGCUCGCGCUCGGGGUCGGAUCGAGUUUGAUUUGAUGAGUGGUUCUGUCGUCUUGAUUUAAGAUACAGGUAGUUACUGUUCUUGACACAGGAAGAUACGCAAGUGUGGUAGUAUUACAGAAACUUAUCUUUUGAAGCAAGCAGCCUGCUCCACCUGUAACACAAUGACUCUUAAGGUAGAUACAAUUUGUUGAAUGAUCUUUGGAAAGUUAAAUACCAAUACAGUACCUGUACAUCUGUCUGGCAACAAGAACUAUAUGAUACUCAGUAUUGGACAUCAUGGGCAAACACAUCGAUUUCAGAGUUAGACGGUAUCACGAUGUUGAUAUGCAUGAAGAGAACUUUCUUUCUUAAGGCCAAAGUUGCUUUCAAUCAAUUAAUUCAAAUUCUUGUUUUUUUUCAUCGUGAUAAAUAUGGUAGGAUUUGGGAUUCAAUGGGCGGUAGUCAUGUAGUUUCUUUUUUCAAUAUUUCAGUGGGAGGGCCCACUUGUUGUAGAGUAAAAAGCAAUAUUUGAAGUAGAUUGAAUUAAUGAAGGGAGGAACGCACAGGGAGGAAUCAUGAUUGUGGCUGUACGCUAUGUUGUUGUCUACUUUACAUUAUGAAACCAAAAUUUCAAAUGCGAACGAUGAAAGAUGAAAUAAAUGAUGCCUCUGUAGUGAAUGUUCUUGGUCGAAGUUCUAGUGCUAGACCCAGAUAUGAUAUCACUGUGCAGUGACUAUCUUGCCUCAUGGUCAUGAAGCAGUCGAAUG